Molecule: messenger RNA, 1320 nt
Organism: Nicrophorus vespilloides
Lineage: Eukaryota; Metazoa; Arthropoda; Insecta; Coleoptera; Silphidae
Exons: 3
Coding region: 56-1054 (332 amino acids)
Source: RefSeq, a predicted model, not a curated record
UGCUUUCGGCCAUGUUGUUGUGUUGUUUACAUUGGACUAAGUGACAGUUAGCAAGAUGGUUUAUACUUGUUGCGUUGAAGGAUGUUUUACACAACAAGAAGACAAAAUAGGGUUGAGAUCAUUUCCACCUAUUGAUUCUUUGUUAUUUGAGCAGUGGAAAGUUGCUACAAGUAACGAUUCACUGAAAGAUAUGGACAAUCAGUAUAUAAGGAAAGCUAAGAAAGUAUGUAAUCUUCAUUUUUCUGAAAAGUACAGAAAGAGACCGAAGUUCUUAAAGUACGAUUAUCCAAUGUUGACAGAAAAUCUUAUGAAUGAUGCAGUUGUUGACAAAAUGAAUAUUGAUGAUGAUAGUAAUACAAUUAUUGGCAAUUCAGAUCACAUGGGUUGUACAAUAGUACAAGUUGAGACUGAAGAAAUAAGUAUUGAUGCUGAUAGUACCAGAACUAUUAACAACAAUCUUAUUAAUUUGAAUCAACAGUAUUGUAAAACAGAACAAGUUGAGACUGAACAAAUGGGUAUUGUUUCUGAAUUAAAUGAGACUGAACAAAUAGGUAUUGUUUCUGAAUUAAAUUGUGACAUAGAAGAUGUUGGAAAGAAAGUGUCUGUUAUUAAGAAUGGUAAUAUAAAAAAAAAUCAAACCUUAAGCAGAAGACAAAUGCAAAAACGCAUAUCCUAUUUGGAAAAAAUAAAUAAAAUAUAUAAGAUAGAAUGCAAUGAAUAUAGAAAUUUUAAAAAUUUGACACCUAUUGUACAACAAUUUAUGAAAAGUCAAAUCAAUAAUGUUCAGAAGAAGAAAAGAGGAGAGUCAUAUUGCUUUGAAGAUAAAGUUUUUGCCCUCAGCAUAUUUAAACGGAGCAAGAAAUGUUAUAAUUAUUUAAAAAAUGUUUUUACAUUACCAUCUAAAGCAACACUUAUGAAUUUUAGCAAGAGAAUUCAAAUUGAUCCUGGUUUAAAUGAUUAUGUGUUCAAUACACUGAAGCAGCACAUUUGCAAACAGAAUGGCAUUGAAGAUACUUUCUUAAAAAAACCAGAUAUGACUAAACACUUGCACUGAGACUAUCAUCAUCAAUAUUAAUAACUAAACAACUGUAGCAUCUAUGAUUGAGGAGUUCAUGCACAGUACUGGACAGUAGAUUCGAGAUUUGAAACAGGGGAAAACGUGGAACAUCUGAGGAAGGAAUUUGUUCACAACAUUGGAGAUGAAACAGGAGGAAACAUAGGCAUCUAGGAGGAAGGAGUUUGUUCUGAAUGCUGGAGAGGCCUAUAUAUAUAAGAUAAUUUGUUAAUCACUAUUUUUGCAUGUAUUUACUAAAAAUAAUA